Messenger RNA from Colletotrichum karsti, 2361 nucleotides. Its product is annotated as homoaconitase. The transcript has 9 exons. The record is from RefSeq and is a predicted model, not a curated record. Gene Ontology annotation, biological process: L-lysine biosynthetic process. Lineage: Eukaryota; Fungi; Ascomycota; Sordariomycetes; Glomerellales; Glomerellaceae. Gene Ontology annotation, molecular function: 4 iron, 4 sulfur cluster binding; homoaconitate hydratase activity.
CUGUUCAAUUGGCCAUUGGGCUCACAAAAUCCGCCCAGCAUGCUUCCACUCAGACGAGCCGUGGCUCUCCACGCCACGAGGAGCUGCCGCCAGCUCGCCCUCCGACACGUCGCCUCCUCACGAUUGAUCCGCCCGAGUUUCUACACGACGACGACCCGACUCCGACAGAAUGCCUUCCACUCCCAGCUCGAGAGCGCCGGCGCGGCCGACUUCCUCUCCCAACCCGGCCCCAAGGUCGUCGAGAACCCCCAGACUAUUACCGAGAAGAUCGUCCAGAGACAUUCUGUUGGCCUUGCGCCCGGCAAGAAGGUUCGCGCCGGCGACUACGUUACUCUCCGACCUCACAAGUACGUCCGCUACACCAUCCCGCACCUAUGGAAACUCGCGAUACGGAUGAUGUCCCACGACAAUACCUGGCCCAUCGCAAUGAAGUUCAUGUCAAUUGGAGCAACCGAAAUCGCAGACAAGUCACAACUGGUCUUCACGAUUGAUCACGAUGUUCAAAAUGAGUCCGAGUCAAAUGUCAAGAAGUACAAGCAGAUCGGCGAAUUCGCCCGCAAGCACGGUAUCACCUUCUUCCCCGAGAAGACAGGAAUUGGACAUCAGCACAUGAUCGAGAACGGAUUCGCAUGGCCUGGAUCCGUAGCCGUAGCUUCGGACAGUCAUUCCAACAUGUAUGGAGGUGUUGGUGCUCUUGUACCGCCGGUGUGUAAGCUGACACUGAAGGGAGUUCUACCCCCGGGUGUCACUGGAAAAGAUGUCAUCGUCGCUCUGUGCGGCUUAUUCAACAAGGACGAGGUUCUCAACCACUGCGUCGAGUUCCACGGCUCAGAGGAAACCAUGCGCUCGCUUUCCAUCGACGACAGACUCACAAUAGCCAACAUGACGACCGAACACGGCGCCGCUAGUGGAAUCUUCCCCAUGGACUCUGUCCUCAAGGCAUGGAUGACCGCAAAGGCCACCACCAAUGCGAUGCUCAACCCGGAACAAGCGGCAAAGAGCAACUUCACCCACGAGCGGAUCGAAGAGCUCUUCGCGAACCCCAUCACUGCCGACACCGGCGCCGUUUACGCCAAGGAGCUCUACCUUGACCUGUCCACUCUUGGCAUCUGGGUUUCGGGUCCCAACUCAGUCAAGAUCGCUUCGCCUUUGGAACAGCUCGAGAAGGACGACAUUCCGGUGAACAAGGCUUACUUGGUUUCCUGCACCAACUCGCGCGCUUCAGAUAUCGCCUCUGCGGCGCGCGUUUUCCGUGAGGCUGCGGAAAAGGGACUGCCCGCCAAGAUUGCUCCCGGUGUCAAGUUCUACAUUGCCGCUGCGUCUAUCAACGAACAACGCGCCGCGGAAGAGACUGGAGACUGGCAGGUUCUGAAGGAAGCAGGCGCAAUAGAGCUUCCCUCAGGUUGCGGCCCUUGCAUCGGUCUGGGUACUGGACUUCUCGAGGAAGGCGAGGUUGGAAUCAGCGCCAGCAACAGGAACUUCAAGGGACGAAUGGGCAGCACAUUAGCCAAGGCGUACCUGGCCAGCCCCGCAGUCGUCGCCGCUAGCGCGCUCAAGGGCAAGAUUGCCGGCCCUGAGUGGUACCAGAAGCCCGAUGUCGACAAGCCCAUCGUUGGUGAGGGCGUCGGCGACAUGACGGCCGACAUCGCCAAGAGCAUCGAGGAUGCCCUGGCUGGUCUGAUCUCCCAGGCAGAUGGUCUCAUCGCGGAAUCCGAGAAGGAGAUCACCGGCGCCCCUGCAGGAGAGGCUGCUGCUUCUGCUGCUGACGGCGAGGAGGCUCUUACUGAGAUUCUCCCCGGCUUCCCCGAGAAGAUUGAGGGCGAGAUCGUCUUCUGCGACGCUGACAACCUCAACACCGACGGCAUUUACCCGGGCAAGUACACUUACCAAGACAACGUGUCGACCGAGAAGAUGGCCGAAGUGUGCAUGGAGAACUACGACCUGGCCUUCCGCGACGUCGCCAAGGCCGGCGACAUCCUCGUCUCCGGACUGAACUUCGGCUCCGGCAGCUCCCGCGAGCAGGCGGCGACCGCCAUCCUCGCCAAGGGCAUCCCCAUGGUCGUCGCCGGCAGCUUCAGCAACAUCUUCAGCCGCAACAGCGUCAACAACGCCCUCAUGGCCGUCGAGGUGCCCAAGCUCGUCACCAAGCUCCGCGAGGCAUUCAACGACGAGAACGACAAGGUCCUCACCCGCCGCACCGGCUGGAAGCUCCUGUGGGACGUGAGGAGGAGCAAGGUCGUCAUCACGGAGAAGGACGGCGCCAGCUGGAGCGUCAAGGUCGGCGAGCUGCCCCCCAACGUGCAGGAGAUUAUCGCCAAGGGCGGCCUCGAGAAGUGGGUCAAGAGCGAGAUCGGGCUCUAA